Molecule: messenger RNA, 636 nt
Organism: Penicillium brasilianum
Lineage: Eukaryota; Fungi; Ascomycota; Eurotiomycetes; Eurotiales; Aspergillaceae
Source: the annotation of a GenBank genome assembly
AUGGCCGUCAUCCUCGACUCCCUCCAGUUCGCCCUGGGCAGACUCCUAUAUCCCAUUCGAGGCCAUGACUCGCGCCAGAUCAUCCAUGACCAGGCAUUCAAAGACGUCCCCAAACCAAACAUGUCCUUGGAGGCCCCAGAAUGUGGCCCAUCUGGCUCGAAACUGCUCCCCCAACACACUUGUCUGGCAGAAGAUCGAAUCGGUUGCUUGCCCAACCUGCUCUGGACGGCCCCCGAAUGCAACGAGUCUGUGCAAGAGUACCUCUUGAUCUGUGAAGACAUUGAUCUCCCAAUCCCGUGUCUCGUCAUUCACCAUGGUCUUUUCUGGGCUAUUCCACCUUCAGCCAACACCGCAACCCCGGCGGACGUCAAGGAAGUGGAUAGAUCGGCCAAAUCACGCCAAACGGCAGCUGGCUGGCGGUUUAUCCCAAACCCUCUAGGCACAGCAUACGGCGGAGCUGGGGCACCCUAUGGUCAUGGAAGCCAUCGCUAUGUCUAUACAAUUGUCGCGCUGAACGCCCGCCUGGAGUUUCGACACCCCGAAAAGGUCACCAAGAACGACAUCAAACGCGCGAUGGUCGGCAAGGUUGUCGGCUGGGGCCAGUGGAUCGGUACCUUUGAACGCACCUGGUCCUGA